AACCGUGUAAAGUGUCCGUGAGCCGUAAGAGUAAUCAGUGCACAGUGGCAACCCUUCCACCCACCGUAAGAUGCCGUGGGGUUGCCUCUGUUCAAAGGAGAAAAAACGUCCCCAAAUCAGCAGUCCGAUACUGAACCCGGAGGAUACGCAGAAGCUUCAGUUGCUUCCCGCCGUUAGACGUCCGUUGCUAUCGGAUGCGGAGAAACUCGAGCAACGGUUGCUGGCCCCGAACGCGAACGCCGACUUCGACAACGAGAGCAGCGAAGAAACGCAACCACCGAACGAUGCCGGGCGCGAUCGACUACAGCAGCAGCUGCUCCAGAAGUCACGUCUCAAGUCCUCGAAUCUCAAAAGCACUACCUACACUCGUAACACCGAAAACGACAAGCUAACACGCCACCUUAACACGGUAAAGUUCAGCUUCGAUGAGCCGGUACUCCAGAAGCCGGAUGGACCGUUGGGAGUGGGAAGGCCACUGCGGAAGCAGCCCGACCGGGGCGACCCACCACCGAAACCGGACCGUAGAAUAACCACUGCCGCAACGCAACAGAUUGUGGUGAAACUACCGGAAACCGGUGGAAACGUAUCGUUGGACCACCAGCAUGGAAGCAUCACGUCGAACGCUACGGACGAGAUUGAUUGCAAUGGAAACGGGAACUAUGAUAUUGUGCCGUCGAUUAAGAUUAGCGACGAUGGCGUCGACGGUGCUGACGGGGAAGGGAAGGGAACGGAACACAAAGCCAGCGCCCCGGUCGAUGAGAACAAGAACGAAAUCCUGGUGCCGGGUAGCAGCGAAGGAAGCAUACCCUUCAUCGAUGAGGAUCCCACCCAGAUACUGAGGCAGCUGAACGCGAACCCCCAGCGUGGUCAAAACUUUCAUGACGCUCGUAUCAUCACGCUCACACCAAAGAACGUUGGCUCCGAGGCAACGCGAGCAGCAGCGGCAUCCGAGCAAGUGCACCGAGAGGCCCAGUUGCGCCUGCUGGCGGACACCAAAAAGUUUACCCGCUUUCUUGUGGAACCACCGCCGGUCGCUAGUGUGGAGGCGGUUAAGUUUACGCACAUUUUUCAAAUACUGCCACCGUCGUACGAUCGCUUAUGCCAGCAGUGCCACAAACCUUUACAUCUGGACAUUGGGUUACGGUGCGUGGUGUGUGAUUUCACCUGCCAUCAGCAGUGUGUGCGGUUGGAAAAGAAAAAUGGCCGAGAAGAGGAACAGCAAGCAAUCAACAAAUACAAUUCGCUUCCCCUAAAUGCGAUCAACGCGCAACAGCAGCAACAGCAGCAGCCUAGGCCAACCACAAACCUGAACCAUGUAAAUAACAACCAUUACCAUAAUUAUUCGCAUCAGCCGUACUACAAUCGGCAGCCUCAGCAGCAACAGCAGCAGCAGCAUCACUCGUACCCUGUCACACGGAUCGCGGAAGAACCGUCGCCCAAGACGAUACGGCUAAACUACGUCGCGGAGCGGAUUCUCGCCUCAACCCUACCGGCCCGGCAGCUUCAGAAUGGGUCCUCGUCACCGCACGCCACUAACGGUACGCCGGCCGCCGAUGAGCACGAGCGCGAACUCAUCGACAUGCUGGAACAGAAGUAUAAGCAGAACUACCGGAUACUCGAUCUGGAGUCGCGUCUCGUCAACAUCACGCUGGAGAAACUGUGCGAGCUGUGCAAAUACAUCGAUUCCUGGCUGGGCAGUGGGAAGGAAAAGAUCGUCGUUCUGCAGGACAGGGAAGAUAAACAUCGGCUCGGGACAGCGGUCGCAGCGUACCUGCAGUAUCAAAAAAUCUGCGGCUCGAACAUUCCGCAGGCUAGUGGUCAGUCGAAAAAUUUCCUUUCGCCCGGCGGCACGGAUAAUGGCCGUAAAACACCCACCUGGUUGGAUUUGGACAUCUACUCGAUGCAAAAGUUUCUCGAAUCGGUUACCGGUCCGCUGCGCAUUCCUUCCCACAAAAGAUACAUUCAAUAUUUCUCCGGACUGCUGUCGGGUGUGAUCAAGUUGAAUUCGUCCUGCUUCUUCCUGAAAGCGAUACGGGUCGAAUCUCCGCCAUGUUUGCACUAUCGUGCCAUAACCGUCAACAGCGAGUGGCGCAGUUUCAUCAAAAUCUUCGAAGGCGUGCGGUGCCUGUUUACGUCCGACAUCUACGUCAUACCGCUCACCACGCGGCACUUCAUCUAUGAGAUCAAGCAUCCGCUACGGUUGCGCGGUGACAUCCUGGUGCGCUGCUACCAGAUCAUACCAAAUAACAACAUGGCGUCCUAUGAGAAGGAGCUGAUCGCGUCCGUGCAAUUUCACACAUGUGCCAUAACCGAAAAGGAAGUACAAUUCCACAAGGGAGAUCUAGACUUGGCGUGCCAGGAUGAGCGCUACUCAACGGAGCAUAUGAUGACGUUCUGUUUCGACACGGUACCAAACGACCGGCCGAUGGUUCUCAUCAUGCAGGAUCCACUCGUACGGAAGGAACCGAUUGUGGAAAAUGGUGAUCAACUAGAAACGAUCAAUGAAGGUUGGUCCAAACAAGAUGAGUCCGGCCAUACGCAAGGCCCGCUGGAUGGAUCAUUGUACGCGACGAUAUUGAAGAGCCCAAAGUCUCCGACGGCGACGCAUCUCAUCUCACCGCCGGCCGAGUUCAGCAACGGCAAACCGUUGCUAGCGAACGGUGGCGGCCCACCACCGCCGGUGCCGGAACGUUCCAAGACACCGAACUCGAUCUAUCUGAGCUACAGCGGGACGCCCCGGAGUACGCCCGUGCCGUUUGCGGUGGCACCGCCACCGGUGAGUCCCGCGUUCGGGAACGGUUCCGUGCACGGGGACGCAAAGUAUGCGCUGAGCGAGGGCAAGGUUGCGGCGAGUGUUAGGGCCGUGUCUGGUGGCAGUCCCGGUGCGGGGACGCUAGCGCCCAGUAGCAAACCGCGACCGCCCGGUCAGGUCGAUGGCCGCGAGUCGGUGCGCAGCCCGCUGACGGUGUCCAUGGACUCGGGCAUCUCGAGCAGUGGCCCAGUUAAUCGUCGCAUACAGGGAUCGAGCGUUUCACCGUCAAGUUUUCCGAGUCCGCAAGCUAGUCCGCAAGAUGAUCGUCAUCGGGAGCUGGACGAUCUGCUGUCCGAUAUGAUGCUCACCGUGCAGGGCAUCCCGGACGUGGGCCAAAAAGCGGACCAAACCGACCAUCACCAAGCGCAGCAGCGCCAACAGCCGCACCAUCAUCACCACCACCAGAACCCCAACGAUCACUUCGUCAACACCAACACCGACACGAUCAAGCGCUCGCACUCGGCCCAGCUGCCGGUCGCCGCACGCGAGGACAACCGUUCGCGUACGCCCUUAACGGUGAGUGACUACGCACCGUCGGUGGCGGCCGCCGCGAAAGAGCGCGAACUGCUCAUGUACGAAACGUCCAGCACCACGACGACACUCACGCCGCCCCCGAGCGAGAGCGGCCGCGAAACGCCACUGCUGAGUGCCUACGCAUCGGUCGCGAUUCGCGAACGUGAGCUGCAAAAUAUAAAUAACAAUAAUCUGACGCCAGCCGAGCGCGAGCUCAUCAUGAGCGUGCAGCGCCAUCCGCAUCAGUCGCUUGCGUAUCCUCGACCGGCACGGUCGACCACGGGAGCAUCGGAACGGUUUACCUCGGACGACGACGACGAGCUGCUCGGUGGCGGAAGCGGUGGCCAGAUACCGUACCACGCACGGGAAGACUCGCGUCCGUUCACGUACGGCAACAUACCGGCCAGCGGGACACCGCAGCAUCCGCCGGCCGCCACUAUGAUCAAGAUGCAAUCGGGCCUGUCGAGCCCGUCGAUGGUGCGGAAGGCGCUCGGUACGCCGACGGCGGCCCGCAAAACCGCCACCCUGCCGCGGAACGACUUCGAGGAGAUGUUGCGCGAGCGGCGCGAAAAGGUGCUCAGUGAAAAGUACACGAUCGGCGACCAGUCGCCGGGUGGGAUGGGCGGUGGUAUGAUGGUUAGCGACACCAUCAACAACAACAGUGGUGGCGAUGGCCGGUGGACAUAUCAGCAGCAUCACACCGUCAAGACGGUCACGGCGCAGGGCGCAACACCGAACGGCUAUCCGGCGCACGAACCGCUCAAACGCUCCAACACGAUGGAUGGAAGCUUCGGGCGUCAGUUCUCCAACGAAGGCAUAUCCGGUCAGUCAUGGCUGCAGCUUCAGCAGCAAAAGUUACGCGCCCGCCGGGAACAGCAGCGGCGAGAACAUUCGAAUAGUUUUAGUUACAACUAUGGCAGUCCGGCUUUCCCGACCGGUGAACACGUCUACAACACAACGCACCGACGGAGCCAGACGCUGUCGCCGGUGCGGAAUGAGCGGAACUAUCACACGCUCACGACCACCAGGACCCAUUCGACGGAGCGGCCAUUCGUAGCGGUACAGCGAGCUCACGAAAAUGCGAAGCUCCAGACAAUUGGGAAUGCACCGCUCUCCAUUUUGAAUGCCUCACCGCACGGUCACAUUGCACAAGCACAAACCCAAGCCUCAUCGCCAUCGCCGACGGUAUCGUCCCCGUCGCCGGCAUCACCGCCCACAACCACAUCGGUCUCGAUCACCAACCAUCAUCACCAUCAUCAGACGGUCAAUGGAAGCGGCAGUGCUGCCAGCAGUCCGGUCAAUGGUCAGGCACAUGCGACACCUCAGCAGCAUCGGCACAUCAACGGCAAUGGCGUUAAUCACUAUCAGCAGCAGCAGCAGCAUCUGAACAACAGCAGCCUGAACGGCAGCAGUGGACUGUUGUCCCUUGCCGAACAGGACCAUUCGACUCCGAAGCACGGACAGGUUCGAUUGGAGUCCGAACAGAUAAUAUUCAGUAACAUACACAGUCUGAAUAAUCUCGAUAACUGCGAAAAGCUCAAUAACCUGCUAAACGAAAUAACCAACAGUGCGGCGGCUGUGGCCUCCGUUGCAACUCCGCCGGAACCGCAGCCCACCGGUACCCAGACCGCUGCAAGCGCAGGCGGUGGUCAAGCAUGCGUUAGCCCUAACAUUACUACUGCCAGUGUCACUACCAACAGCUCGCCAUCUUCCUCCAUGUCCACUAGCAAUAAUAGUGCAAGCCUCAUUCAUAAUCACACCCAUCAUCUAAUCGACACGUACCACGAUCAUCAACAUCCUUCCCAUCAAUACUGUCACCGAAAUGGGCGCAAGGUGCCGACCGGCGACCAGGAACCGAUGGACCUGUCCUCGCCGGAUGGUAGCGUCGAUGAGAAACCGGUCGCCUGCGCGGUGAAUGGUGAGCGACGAAACGGUCACGACACCGGGUCCGUCACUGUGAUUGGUCAUGGGCAGCUUGCGCUGGAUAAGCUGCUCGCCUCCCUAGCGCUCGAGAGCGACGUUACGGAAGAGCAUUUGGCCAAGAUCGAAGGACGCACCGACACGAACGGGUGCUGCCCGGUGCAGCGGCCUACGGGUGACUUUCAUCCGUCGCGCGCACUGUCGGACGUGCUGGCCAACCUGGCCGAGUACGAUCUGACCGAAAUGCAGCGCAAUGGUGGUAACAAUCUGGUUGAUACGACGAACGGCAAUUAUAGGCUGUAUCCGGCCCACGGUUUGGAGCUGGUGAACGGUUACACCACGCUAAGCAAUGGGCACCACCACCUACCCGGGCAACUUCAGCGCAGUACCAGUCGAAGUAGCAACGAUGCAACCGUUGCACACCAGUCGCACCAGCAACAGCAGUCACAGAACAGCUCUCCGAACGUGCAGCAGCAGCAACUCCAGCAGCAGCAUCACCAUCACAAUCAUCCCCAUCAUCCGUUACUAAUGAAUAACCAUGUGCGACGAAUUGCUUCCGAAACCGACAGUACCAUCUCAUCCAUUUCGCCUAGCUUAUCCGAACGCAGCAAUGCGAUCUCUUGGUGCGAUCAGGCACGCGAAGAAUCGUUCUCGUCGUACCGCUCGGAAACGGAACCGGACAACUCACCGAUGGGUGGAUCGCCGCGCCCAGAAACGCCGGCCUUCCCGGUAACGCCACGCACACCGUACGGGCUGAGCAAUGGUACCUCCAGUCCCGCUCUUCCACCCAAGAGUCCGACAUCACAACGCAGAAAAAAUAUGCUCUACAAACACCUCGAAAAGCUUGCGCUUGCGAAAGCAUCCCUGUUUCAGUGCGUUGCACCGGUCCUUGAGAAACGGACGCAGGGAUGUACAUUUUACUAUGACAAGGACCUGUUCAGUGGCAACCAGCGGGCGCAAGAGAUCAUCAACCAGAACGAAACACUGUCCUGCUACACAUCGCGCCGCAAUUCAACCACCUCGAACGCCAACAGUGAACCGCAGGAGGUAGCACCCCAGUUUGUGAAGUUUGCCCGCGACUCCUCCAAGUACUGGUACAAGCCGAACAUUAGCCGGGAGGAGGCGAUCGCACUGCUGCGCAAUGCGGCACCCGGUACGUUUAUCGUGCGCGAUUCGACCACGUUCGCGAACGCGUACGGGCUGGUGGUGAAGGUGAACCAUCCACCGCCCGGUGUGCAGUACACCGGACCGAACAGCGAGGAGCUGGUCCGACACUUCCUGGUGGAACCGACGAUCCGGGGCGUCCGGUUGAAGGGUUGCGCGAACGAGCCCGUCUUCACCUCACUGUCUGCGCUGGUGUAUCAGCAUUCGAUUACGCCGCUAGCCUUACCGUGCCGGUUGAUCAUCCCCGAUAUGGACCUUCAACAGAUGGAGAAUCAAACACCGGCGCAACAGCAGUUGCUGCAGCAAGGCGCUGCCUGUAACGUGCUAUAUUUGUUCACCUGCGAUACGGAGUCACUCACCGGACCACAAGCAAUAAGGAAGGCAGUCAGCUCGUUGCUUGCGCUACGGCCCCUUCCGAAACCAACGCAAGUGCACUUCAAGGCCUCACUGCAGGGUAUUACACUGACAGACAACACGCGACAGUUGUUCUUCAGACGGCACUACCCAUCGAACAAUGUGUCAUUCUGUGCUCUCGAUCCGGACGAUCGUCGAUGGAGCAUUCAGUCGACUACGGGAGAUAUUCCCGCUUCAAAACGCAUGUUCGCGUUCGUGGCGAAGCGGUCGCCCUCGUCGGCCGACAACCAGUGUCAUGUGUUCUGCGAGCUGGAACCAACGCAACCGGCGGCGGCCAUCAUACAGUUCGCCAACAAGGUGCUGACCGGUACCAGCCAGCAGCCAGCAGUUACCAGAGCAAUCUAAUAGGCCCGAGGAUUCAUCUGAAACGCACAAAAAAAAUGGAGUAAUAGCACGCAUACUCCAUCACACACACUCUCUCUCCGACGACGCACACACCCGCAAGCGCAAAACAAGCAAUAACAAAUGCGACAAAAGGAAGAGCAUAUUUUACUAAUAAAACAAAACGAGAAAAUGCACGCCGCAUUAUUUAAAAAGAAAAAAAAAACAGCAAACCGCUAGUGGAAAGCAAGGCGUAAACGAUUUUAUAACACGCACGCACAGCAAUAUGCGCACAUAUAUAUGUGCAAUUGAAAGCAGAAAGCAAAAGGAUACUAAAAUACUUAAUACGGUGUUAAACGAUGGUACUGGAGAUAGUCGCGGGAGGAGGAGGAUCGGCAUCGACCCUAAGGGCUUGUACUGUGCGCCAUCUUGUUUUCACCACAAACAAGCAACCGUCAACUACCAUACUUUAUUCGUGUAAUUGUGUAAUUAUUACUUACUAUAAUUUAGCCAUACCGUAGACGCUGUGUGAAGGGUUUACAGCAACCCCGCGCAUGUAACCCCUAGUUUCGUCGUGCAUGUCGUGUUACAAAGGAAGAAACGAACGGCCCCCUCUAAACGUUCUGUCUGUACGCGAAUUUGUUGUACCCUCAGACACACUACUUCGUUCUCGCUUUCGAACUGCGUUUUAUGCGUUGUCCAGUGAGCGUUCGUGUAGGGCACUGAGCACUAAUUAUUGAAACAUUUGCUAGCCCGUAUAACACUGCAUUCGAUUAGGUUUCCCGAACUAAAACUAAACGUUGUUAAAUAGUUGUGUGUAAAAAAAUAUAUAGGAUCGCGAAAGUAAAAGCGCACUAUGCUUCUUUUUUUUUCUCUCCCGUUUCACACAGCCACAGAGCUACACUGUGGGUUUUGUUGUAACAAAAAGCGAAAGCUCAUCGCGUUCGAACCCUUCCGACAGGGGAAAAAAUCCGAACGGAAUGGCAGCAAACGAUCGUGAAACUGUGACAAUGUGACCUCUAACGUGUGUCUGCCGAGGAGAGAUUUCCACAGCGGGAAAACGUUCCACUGCAUGUUUGCCUUAACUAACGUAAAAACCAACUAAAACUGAGACAGAAACAUAUAAAACAAAGCACGCUUUUAUUAACAACGUGAUCGAACACAACUCUUCGGUCCCCUUUUCUUGCCUUUAGGGUGUUUAGCAAACAAACGAGUUCUAGUUUCCGCACUACUAAAUUGUACAUUUUUCGAUUAAAACAAAAAAACUCACUUUUCUUCAUGAAUUGUUUCGUUGCGAAACGAAAGUUUAAAGCAUUUGCAAGAAAUUGUUUAAUUACAUAUGAUUUUUUUUUUCGCUUUGCGUGCUUUCGCUGGCAAAGGUAGGAAAAAGAAGGACGUUGUUAUUACUAGAAUUUAUAAAUCAAAACAAACAAACAAAACGAACGACUAAGUGCUACUCGGAACUGAAAAAGUGUAACCCCUUUUCAUGUACGGUCGCGAACUUAAUGAGAAUAACGAAAAACUGAACCGAAUCGAAUGUAACUUAUUAAACAAUUUGCGGUUUAGAGAUCGCGAUAAUACGAGUAACAGGGCGGAGGUAACGUAAAAGAAAGGUCAGUUAAAUAGCAACACAUAGCCAUGAAGCGCUCAUGAAAUGAAAAACAAAACCCCCCGGUGUGCCUCAUCGACAGAAGGAAACAUGCAAUGUACGAUAAUCCAGUGAGAUAGUAGGGCAACAGCAAUAAUGUUAAUAACUAAAUAACACACAAUAUAUCAGAAUCAACCUCACGGCGUAAAGCAAUGCGAAGAGAAACCGCACACGGCAGCAGGUCGCAAUCGUAAUAACCUCAAACGUAGCACACUUUUUCUAACCAACAAAUCAUGAACGGUUUCUUCUUAACACGGCACACAAGCAUACGAAAGGUUGAACAAAAUUGACAUUUCAAAGCAAAACCAGCAUCGGCAGGUGGAAAAUCCGCGAGCAGAAAACACUACUAGUCGUUGUUAGAAAGUGUAAGACAGAAGCAGUAAGGGCCGCCAUGAACAGCUCGUGCAUGCCGGUAAAAACACAGCGCACAAAACAGAGGAGUUGUACUUUUUUUUAUUGUUGUUUAGUUAAAAGAAAUCGAUCUAUUGUUUUUUCUUCGCACUUCUUCUAUCUAUUCCGUUACACCAGAGUUAGGUAAAUGAUGUAAUCCCUUACCUUGUCUACUUUUUUCUUUCUUCCCCCACCCCAAAUUCGAUCACGUGCGGAUCAAAGGAUCACGCUGGUCUUAAAUUAUUUCUAAUAUAGUAACCUAAAUUAUUCUAUCACAAUCGAAUGAUAUCAAGUUAGCGCGGCGAGAUUUCAUUCUCACCGAUGUACGUGCGAUGGUUUCGGUGCGAUCUUAACUUACAGAAAUCAUCACUAUUAACACAUUCAAACACGCAUGAUUCGAUUAAUAACAACCAAUGUAUAUAGUUACAGUGAAUUUCAUGAAAUAAUAAACAAUCACUACGAACA
Messenger RNA from Anopheles moucheti, 9647 nucleotides. RefSeq names its product tensin-1 (gene by). Gene Ontology annotation, molecular function: protein binding. The record is from RefSeq and is a predicted model, not a curated record. NCBI's taxonomy places the organism in Eukaryota, Metazoa, Arthropoda, Insecta, Diptera, Culicidae. The coding region runs from base 71 to 7168 and encodes 2365 amino acids. The transcript has 23 exons.